UGAAAUUUAUUGCUCGGUAAACUGUAGUUUUUAUUUGCAUUUUGGCAUAUUUAAUAAUAUUAGUUCCUAUGAAGUCAAUAGAAAAAGACGGACGGGAAUUCGAAGAAAUAGGCGAUACCCAAGUAGAUGAAACAGUGGCCCCAGACACACAACUUAAUUCUGAAAAUAUGGACGGAGACGCGAAAAAAACACAAAUUUAUUCAAGUAAUAACAGAUUAAGACAUGGUAAUGCAGGGUACCUCAAAUAUGUAAGCUUGGUUGUACUCACCAUACAGAAUGCAGCGCUCGGUCUCAGCAUGAGAUAUGCACGUACAAGGGAUGUAGUCAUGUUUUCAUCAGCAGCAGCUGUAUUCAUGGCAGAGAUUGUCAAAUUAUUAAUAUGCAUUUUACUUGUGAUGAAAGAAUCAGGAAAUGUAAAAAAAGGUUUCCAUACAAUGUAUGCAACUGUUGUAUUGAACAUUAAAGAUACAUUGCGAGUUUGUGUGCCAUCAUUUUUAUAUGUAGUCCAGAAUAAUUUGCUCUAUGUUUCUGCUUCUAAUUUGGACGCCGCUACAUAUCAGGUUACGUACCAGUUGAAGUUACUUACGACAGCAUUCUUUGCUGUGAUUGUUUUAAAAAGAAAAUUGAAAAGAUGGCAGUGGUGCGCUCUCGGCUUACUGGCGGGAGGAGUUGCGCUAGUGCAGCUGUCGUCAGCCGCGAAGGAAACAAAAACAACGGCUAAUUUGCAAGAUCAAUCUAAAGUGAUUGGGUUUAGCGCAGCUUUAGCGGCCUGCUUUAUAUCUGGAUUUGCUGGAAUUUACUUUGAAAAAGUGCUGAAGGAAUCUGACAUAUCUGUUUGGAUGCGAAAUGUGCAGCUAAGUUUAUUAUCGUUGCCGUUUGCUGCAAUCACAUAUCUCAUAAAAGAUCCUGCGAAGGAUUUAUUGAAAGGAUUCGAUGGUUUCGUUUGGUAUUUAGUUGUAUUGCAAGCGGCCGGCGGUUUGAUUGUGGCCGUUGUGGUCAAAUAUGCCGAUAACAUAUUGAAGGGUUUCGCAACAUCCGUCGCUAUUGUCAUAUCAUGUGUUGCCUCGAUGUAUAUAUUCGACUUCCAUUUGACUGUACAAUUCGCUUUAGGCACAGUAUUGGUAAUAGGCUCCAUAUUUUUGUAUGGAUAUGUUCCUAAAAAGAAAGAACCUCGUACAUCUUUGAGUGUAUGACAUUAUUUUUAUACCGAGUUCGUAUUAUUUUAUCGAUAUAUUUGUAAAUAUAGUAUUGCCAGCUAGUACUAAAUUGUACUUAAUUUCCGUCGGUUUUUUUUUAAUUAAUUAGAUUGACUA
This is a messenger RNA of Papilio machaon (common yellow swallowtail), 1313 nucleotides long. It is a transcript of the gene Ugalt, whose product is annotated as UDP-N-acetylglucosamine transporter. Gene Ontology annotation, molecular function: UDP-galactose transmembrane transporter activity. The record is from RefSeq and is a predicted model, not a curated record. Gene Ontology annotation, biological process: pyrimidine nucleotide-sugar transmembrane transport. Gene Ontology annotation, cellular component: Golgi membrane. The transcript is spliced from 5 exons. Bases 69 to 1193 code for a protein of 374 amino acids. Lineage: Eukaryota; Metazoa; Arthropoda; Insecta; Lepidoptera; Papilionidae.